Messenger RNA from Folsomia candida, 2302 nucleotides. RefSeq names its product basic phospholipase A2 PC17. Gene Ontology annotation, molecular function: A2-type glycerophospholipase activity; calcium ion binding. Gene Ontology annotation, biological process: arachidonate secretion; phospholipid metabolic process; lipid catabolic process. The record is from RefSeq and is a predicted model, not a curated record. The transcript has 3 exons. Bases 1545 to 2156 code for a protein of 203 amino acids. NCBI's taxonomy places the organism in Eukaryota, Metazoa, Arthropoda, Collembola, Entomobryomorpha, Isotomidae.
ACUACAUGAUGGCGACAAUGAUUUACAAAAUGAAAUUGAAAUGCUCUUGAAAUUAUGCAUUUUAAUAUUUCUUCCGUCAUUCUAAAUUUGCAACUAAAAGACAUUUAAUUCUCUUCCGGCUUAAUUUCCGUUUCCUUAAAAAAGAAUAAAGAAAUAAAACCAGUGCAUGCAUAAUUUGAGUGGGUGGAUAAUUUGUAUCUGUCUUUCUGUACGUGCACUCCACAUCCCACCAGAACAACGCCAUCACCAUUUGUAAUGUGUAGUGCUGCAGAGAUGCAAACUGAAAGGUGAGUAUAAUUGGCAUUCCAUAAUUUGCAUAAUGAAUAAUGACAUCGAUAUUUCAAUGGCAGGCAGCAGUAGUGUUAUAAGUUUCAACGCUGUGCAGGUGGGUGCAACCUUGACUUGGCCAAAAUACGUCCUUUGCAUGUAUUUUAACUGUCGGAUCAAGUAUAAAAAGUUGAGCAAAUAUAUUUAAGCAUAUUUAUAUAAACUCACAACGACAAUACACUGUCAAAAAGUGAUGAGUUUAUUAUUUAGCAUUUUUAUUGUAUGCAAAAUACAAUCGAGUUUUAUUUUAUAGCAUGGCCUGCAUAGGUAUAUUUAAUUGUUCGUCAUCGUUGUCAUUAAAUGUUCAUGGAUUUUACGGUGGUGCGUGCGUCAAUAGUUGAGUUCCAUGAAUUCCUUUUGUCAGCACGUUGUUAGCUUCGAUUUUAAUUUUUGAGAUGGACAACUGGAUAACACGACUUGUAAGUAUUAAAGAAAAGUAUUUUCCACACUUGACCGGACAACACCUUCAUAAACUUUAAUAUCAUUACAUACAAUUUUUCACGCCAAACGAGUAAUUGCAUGCAAGCAGGCAGGCCUUUCAAGGUGUCAAAAUGUAAGGAAGGAAAGGAAACUAAUUACUUUACGCGUGGUGGUGUGUGUAGUAAUUUUGGUAUUGACCCACAAAACUUAUCACCCUCGCACUUAUUAUUUUACUUCCUCUCUAAAUGACUUUGUUCUUGAAAUAAUUAUUAUUUUACGUGCACAUGAGACUUGCAAAUUCUGUUAGCUCUUCAGUUUAUUGAUACCUUGCCUCAUUUUCGGUUAUCACUUAGGAAUAUAUUGUACGACACCUCGAAUUGAGAUGACAUUACGAAUAUUGCGUAACUCUUGACACGUCAUAUUUUUAAUAAGUUUACUUUUAGUGACUGGAGUGGACUGGACGCACACAAUUACUACUGAAUUACUUGCAUCGUGUCUCGUUUAGUUGGAAGUGAGUGAUAAUUAAAAUUGAGAAGAUGACUCGAUGAAUUAUUACAUAAGUCGAGACUGCCAAGCGAACGGUUCCAUUGUUCUUUUAUUUGAUCAGUUGUCAUUUUCAGGCACAGAUCAAUAUUUAGUGAAAGCUUGACAAUUAUUUGUUUUGGAAAGUAUAGUAAACUGGAUUUGUUUGAAAUUUAGUAGUACAAAAAGGUAUUUAUGGAGAGAACAGAUACCCAUUUAAUUAGUCGGUUAUUGUGACAUCAAAGUGUUACACGGUACAGAAAAAUUUAGCAGAAAUGGUAUCAAGUCAUCUCUUCGAUGCCGCCCUGCUCGGGGUGCUGGCUCUCACGGUAAAAGUGGUCGGAUCACUUCCGGAAAAUGUUCAAGACAAUUUAGUAAAUUUUCAUGAAAAGGAAUUUAGUGAACGAAACCAUCCGCACGUGCUCCGAUUUACUUCCAGGAAGAAAAGAAACGUUGCUCAGUUAGGGUAUCUUGUCGACCAUUACACACCCUUCAGUUCUACUCAGCUAUUAAAGCAUGGGAACUAUUGUGGGUACGGUGGGGACAGAAACCACGACGGAUCUACGAUUGACCAGUGUGACAAAUGUUGCAAAACCCAUGAUAACUGUUACGACGAGCUGCUCGGAAGAACCACUGAGCUCAUCGGGGUGAACGAAAUCAUCUCCAAUCUCCAAUUCUUCGGACCGUACAGCAUGGAUAACAAAUUCUUCCUGAAUAUUGGCGGUCUUCCGCAGAAAAGUAGACGCUGCUUACCCUACGUGGACCUCUACACGUUCCAGUUCCCGCAUUGCAGCGACGCAGGAGGCGUCUGUUCCAAACGGGCGUGUGCGUGUGACAUGGACUUUGUAAAUUGUUUGCGAAGGUCGCAAUGUCAGAUUCAGGGGUAGCUAAAAUUACGUAAUACGUAUGUUGAGGGAGAUUUUUUUGCAAUUUUGUUAUGUGAUACUUCUUAUUUUAUAUGAAUAACGACCAUGUGAGCAUUUCUGUAAUAAAGUUUUAAGCCGAGUUCGAUUAUAUGUGUCUCGGAUAUUGU